AUGGCGGCCGCGAAUCCAGAGCAGCUGGUGCGCAGCUCCAUGAAACGAACGCGGGAGAUAUUCGCAGCCGAUUUUGCCUCACCUGUAGCUCUCGAACAUCCGCCGAACCGCGUCUUCUCGAUACCUCCUCCCACAAUUGCAUCGCGCGACCUGGCCGAGCAAAUAGGCGUCUCGUCGCGAAUACGUAGCGAAUACGAACAUGUUAGAGAACUCCCUCCCGCCCUAGCGGCGAAGAUGGCGAGCGCAGCUUCCACGGCUGUGGAGCGGCGAAAGAAGAUCAGAGAAGCGAAUGCGGAGGAGCAGGCAUCGGAUCCAAAGAUGAGGAAGAUGAUUGAAGGAGCUUCGACCAAGGCUGAACAGAAAAAGGCGGAGCAAUCGACAGCUUUGACGCUGAGAGUAGGGGGUCGUGGUGCAGCUCCGAACGCGACGGGCCCAACUCCCAUGAGGAAUACUCCAUCGUCAGCCUUGGUGAGGAAGGAUACCGUUAGACAAGUGCAUCCCGAGUGGCACGCUCCGUGGAAACCUUUCCGAGUCAUCAGUGGUCAUAUGGGUUGGGUCAGAAGUCUGGCUGUUGAGCCCGACAACAAGUGGUUCGCCAGCGGAGCGGGUGACCGUACCAUCAAGAUCUGGGACCUGGCAAGUGGACAGCUGAAGCUGACCUUGACUGGCCAUAUCAGUGCUGUGCGCGGGCUUGCCGUCUCGCCUCGCCAUCCGUACCUCUUCUCCUGUGGCGAGGACAAGAUGGUCAAAUGCUGGGAUCUGGAACAGAACAAGGUUAUUCGACAUUACCACGGACACCUCAGUGGCGUCUACACAUUAGAUCUUCACCCAACUCUAGACGUCCUGGUUACCGGCGGUCGGGACGGUGUCGCUCGCGUAUGGGACAUGCGGACACGGACAAACAUCCAUGUCCUAAGCGGACACAAAGGUACUAUAUCGGAUCUCAAGUGUCAAGAGGCGGACCCGCAGGUGAUAACAGGCUCAAUGGACUCCACCAUCCGGCUCUGGGACCUCGCCGCUGGCAAGACUAUGGGUGUCCUGACCCACCACAAGAAGAGCGUUCGAGCACUCACCCUCCACCCCAACGAAUUCACCUUCGCGUCCGGAUCCUCCGGAUCGAUCAAGCAGUGGAAGUGCCCUGAAGGCGCCUUCAUGCAGAACUUCGAGGGGCAUCCAGGCAUCAUCAACACGCUCUCCGUUAACGAGGACAAUGUACUGUUCUCGGGUGCUGAUGACGGCACCGUCGCCUUCUGGGACUGGAAGACAGGCCAUAAAUUCCAGUCGUCGCAGAGUAUUGCUCAACCUGGAUCUCUCGACGCUGAGGCAGGAAUUAUGUGCUCGACGUUCGAUAAGACGGGACUCCGUCUGAUUACUGGAGAGAGCGAUAAGAGUAUCAAGGUCUGGAAGCAGGAUGAGGAUGCCACGGAAGAGACUCAUCCGCUUGACUGGCAGCCUACCCUUGGACGACAUAAGUUCUAG
This is a messenger RNA of Westerdykella ornata, 1479 nucleotides long. RefSeq names its product WD40 repeat-like protein. The record is from RefSeq and is a predicted model, not a curated record. Gene Ontology annotation, cellular component: precatalytic spliceosome; Prp19 complex; catalytic step 2 spliceosome. Gene Ontology annotation, biological process: mRNA splicing, via spliceosome. NCBI's taxonomy places the organism in Eukaryota, Fungi, Ascomycota, Dothideomycetes, Pleosporales, Sporormiaceae. Gene Ontology annotation, molecular function: protein binding. The transcript has 2 exons. Bases 1 to 1479 code for a protein of 492 amino acids.